GACGACGACGAAGAAGACAGAGACGGCUACGGCGGCGGCAGCUCGUUUAGCCCGAGGAUGGAAGGAAGGAUGGUCUGGACGCGCGCGUACCUGCUGCUGGCCACGUUGCUCUGGGAGCUGGCCCUGGGCUUCAACCUCGAGGCACGCAUACCAGUGUUGAAGAGGGGCGCGAGCGGCAGCUACUUCGGCUUCUCCGUGGCCGAACACCAGGAGGACCGCGGCGACACCACGCCAAGAUACAUUAGCUGGAUGCUGAUCGGCGCGCCUCUCGACCAGAACAGGCAACCGGGCACCAAUAGGUCCGGGGCGCUUUGGCAGUGUCCCAUGACGACCAACAGCAGCGACUGCGAGCAGAUCAUCACCGACGGUCGCAUAAGCGAGAGCAGUCAGUAUGAGUCAAGUACCGAGACGGACGAGCUGACACGGCCGAGCAGCAACGAGGUGAAGGAUGGACAGUGGCUCGGCGUUACGGUGCGCAGCGCCGGCAUCGGCGGCAAAGUCAUGGUAUGUGCUCAUCGUUACAUCGUGAAAAACAAGGAUUCUCAAUGGGGACAAGGUCAGUGCUACAUAUUCACGCAAGAUUUGAAGUAUCAAGAGCUAAAGAAACCAUGUUCCGGAAAACCGACGAUAAGGGCCCACGAGCAAUUUGGAUACUGCCAGGCCGGGACGAGCGGGGUGCUAACGUCCACCGACAAUUACGCCGUGAUCGGGACCCCGGGUCCGCACACGUGGAGAGGGACCCUCUACGUGAUCACCGUCUCCGACGACUUCAUACAUAAGGAUACGGUCGUUUACAGCUCGCCCAUGCAGGAGGACUCGCCCGUUUCCAAGUACAGCUAUUUGGGUAUGUCCGUGACCGUGGGAGACUUCUUUGGGAGUGGAUUGGCGUACGCCGCCGGAGCUCCGCGUUCGAAUGGCACUGGACAGGUCGUCCUUUUCACCCGUCAUUUUCAAAAGCCCAUUAUGGAAAUUACGCUGACACUCAACGGCGAACAGUUUGCUUCGAGCUUUGGAUAUGAACUUGCAUCCGCGGACGUUAACGGCGACAAACAAUCGGAUUUAAUAGUGGCAGCCCCAUUUUAUUAUGGUAAGAAGGAAGGUGGCGCCGUUUAUGUUUACACGAAACUUUGUAAAAAUCCGAAGGACGGCGAGAAAUGCAAGCCGACGAAAUUAAUUGGACGCGAGGAGUCAAGAUUUGGAUUUGCUUUGACGAAUUUGAGGGACAUAAAUAAUGACGGGUUCGAAGACAUUGCCGUAGGUGCCCCCUACGAAGGUAUGGGGACGGUCUACAUUUAUUUGGGCUCGAAAAAUGGGUUAAUCACAGUGCCGUCGCAGGUAAUACACUCGGAGAGUACUCCAGUGCCGUUAAAGACAUUCGGUUACUCGCUCAGUGGUGGAUUAGAUAUGGAUUUAAAUGGUUACCCAGAUUUAUUGGUCGGGGCGUACGAAGAGGAUGCAAUUGCUUUGUUGCGCGCCAGAAGAAUAAUCGAUAUUAUAACGUUUGUACGAUUCCCUAGAAAGGACGGUACUUAUCAAGAUAAAAUGGAGCCGAUCGAUCCCAAUAAGAUCGGCUGCUUUGACGAUCCGCUAUCAAACUACACAUGCUUUUCGUUCGAGGCGUGUUGUAAGACAGCUUCGCACGUUAAGGAGGAAUACGUAAGAUCGUUAAAAUUGAUGUCGUACAUCGAAGCCGAGACUUAUGCAGGAACAAAGAAAUUUUCUCGCAUGUGGUUUGGCGACGGAAAUAACCGGCCACACUUUCUUAGUCGCAUCGCUACUUUAGACUCCAAGAAUCUCAUGUAUUGUCAAAGAGAAACCGUGUACUUGAAGGAAAAUACCAGAGACAUUCAAUCGCCUGUUAAAUUCCGAUUGAACUAUACGCUUAUUCAGGAUGAGCCGGUAAUGCCACCCGAGGGAGCACCCAUGCCAGACAUAAAUAAUUAUCCGAUUUUAAAUCAGCAAGAGGCAGCGCGUAUUUUCGAGGCAACCUUCCAAAAAGAUUGUGGAAACAAUGACAUUUGUGAAAGUGAUUUGAGACUAUCGGCCAACCUGAAUCUUCAGGCUUCACCGACACAAAGGAAUUAUUAUGAACUGCUGUUGGGAGAAAGUGAAGAAUUAGUAGUGGAUGUGAAUAUCACGAACGUGGGUGAAUCCGCCUACGAGGCGCAAUUAUUCCUCGUGCAUUCGCCUAGCUUGAGUUACAUUGGAACCAAGCAAAAUGAUUCUGCAAUAUGCAGUUUGCACAACAGCACCGUUAUAUCAUGCGCUAUUGGAAAUCCCUUUAAAAAAGAUAAGUCUGUAAAUAUACAAAUAAGAUUCGAUCCGAAAUACGUAGAAGACAGCGAAGUAACGCUAGAAUUUGUCGCAUAUGCUAAUUCAACGUCCAAGGAAGUGAGCGCGAAGAAGCCGACGCACUUGCAGGCCACAGUUCUGAAACGAGCAGAAUUAUCGGUUAAAGGAAGCGCCAAAACACAAUGGGCCUUGUAUGGAGGGUCUGUGAUCGGGGAAUCCGCAAUGAAGAAAUUAAACGACGUUGGCCCAAAGGUCGCUCAUGUUUAUCAAAUAUUUAACGAUGGCCCGUGGAAAGUCAGCAAGCUCGACGUUUUAAUCUCCUGGCCUUAUGAGGUUGCCAAUGAUAAACACCAUGGGAAGUGGUUACUGUAUUUAGAAGAUACGCCGAUAGUGCAAGCUCCGGGAGGUGAACGCAUUGGCGAGUGUCAUGUACCAGCGGGUCAAGUGAAUUCGUUAAAUUUACAAAGCAGUAUUGGGUUAGAAGACAUAGAUCCUCUAUUUCCACAAAAGCCUUUGUCGCCAUUAGAUCUUAAUCAGACGAAUCACAUUAGAAGAAGACGCGAUACAGAGAAAGUUAUCGCGAUGAAAAUUAUGAUCGACAGAGAUGGACAUCAUCAUCAAGUCGUGACCAUGAAUUGUAAAACAGGGACAGCGAAAUGUUUCGACAUUACGUGUUCUAUUUCAAGUUUACAAAAGAAAGAAGAAGCUACGAUUAUAGUUAAAGCAAGAUUAUGGAACUCAACAUUAGCUGAAGAUUAUCCAAAAGUAGACAGAGUAAAUAUUGGAUCAAGUGCCAAAAUUAUCAUACCUCAACAAGUUAUAAUACAACAAAAUAAUUUAACCGAUGAUACUGCGGAGGCCAUAACGAUCGCUUAUCCGGAUCUAUUAGAUCAACAAGAACCCGAGCCAGUGCCUAUCUGGAUAAUAAUUGUGGCUGUGGUAGCGGGUCUACUACUUCUAAUUCUACUCACCUUAAUUCUAUGGAAAUUGGGUUUCUUUAAUAGACGAAGGCCUGAUCAUACGCUAUCCGGUAAUCUUCAGAAGCACAGAGAGGAUAAUCCGGAAAACGAAGCGUUAGUCAAGCACUCGGCAAAUUUACAUUGAAAAGUUGCGUAGGCUUAUUUGACGAUGGUUAGAUUACCUUUUCGUUGAUAACUUGAUUGUUAAAUGGUAAUCGAAUACCGGUUUUUUAAUAUUAAAAAAAGUACGUAUUUAUAUAAAUAUUAUAUGUAUGAAAUGUUACGAGAAAUUUAAUCAUUUAAGAGAAAGUGCUGAUCAAUAUUACCAGCGAAAUGGUUACGAGCUUUUAACACUUAUAUUAUACUCCGAAACAAAAGCAAAACAAAACAGAUGCAAAAACAAAAGG
This is a messenger RNA of Ceratosolen solmsi marchali, 3658 nucleotides long. It is a transcript of the gene mew, whose product is annotated as multiple edematous wings. Gene Ontology annotation, cellular component: external side of plasma membrane; integrin complex. Gene Ontology annotation, molecular function: integrin binding. The record is from RefSeq and is a predicted model, not a curated record. NCBI's taxonomy places the organism in Eukaryota, Metazoa, Arthropoda, Insecta, Hymenoptera, Agaonidae. Bases 58 to 3396 code for a protein of 1112 amino acids. Gene Ontology annotation, biological process: cell-cell adhesion; integrin-mediated signaling pathway; cell adhesion mediated by integrin. The transcript is spliced from 18 exons.